CCCUAUGACCUGACCUGGUACGAAAUGGAUGGUACGAUAUGACUUGGGUACGAAGUGACUAUGAUUCAUUAUUAUAGACUGGUUUUGUGUUUCAUGAUACUACACCAGUGUAUUGUUACAGCCUGAAGAGAAUCUUUUACAAUUUAAACUAAAUUGUACCACUUUAUCUAAUUUUCAGUGAUACAUAGAUGCAACAAUGCCUUGUUGGUACUUUGAUAAGAGAGAAAUCCGUAAUUCGCCUUCUUUGCACAAUCACAUUGAGGGUCCUGUGGAGUCACGGUACAGACGAGAAGGGGCUCGCUUUAUCAUGGAUGCCGGCACCAAGAUGGGAUUGCGUUUUGAUACUAAUGCAACUGGAGUGGUAUACUUCCACAGAUUCUACAUGUUCCAUUCAUUCAAGGCAUUCCCUCGAUAUGUAACUGCUGCCUGUUGUCUUUUUCUUGCUGGCAAAGUUGAAGAGACUCCGAAAAAAUGUAAAGAUAUCAUCAAGAUUUCACAGAGUCUGUUAACCCCACAACAGUUUGCUGCAUUCGGAAGUGAUCCCAAGGAGGAAGUUAUGACACUAGAGAGAGUGUUACUACAAACCAUAAAGUUUGACCUACAGGUGGAGCACCCAUAUGGUAUUCUUCUCAAAUAUGCCAAAUUUCUUAAAGGUGACAAGGAACAGAUACAAAAGAUGGUUCAAAUGGCAUGGACUUUUGUUAAUGACAGUAUGUGUACUACCCUGUGUCUUCAGUGGGAACCAGAGAUCAUUUCAGUGUCACUGAUGUACCUGGCAUCUCGGCUCUCAAAGUUCGACAUUCAGGACUGGGACGGCAAACCAAAUAUCCCCGGCUGUCGGAAGAAGUGGUGGGAGUGUUUCAUAGAGGACAUGUCCAUGGAGCUGAUGGAAGAUAUCUGCCACCAGGUUCUGGAUCUGUAUUCUAACAAAGGGAAGACCAUAGAGGAUUCCCCUCCUCCUAGUCCGCCCCCUAAGGAAGACAGUGUCACAAGAACUCCAGGAUCACGGUCAGGGUCAGCAACACCUGUGAAGAAACCAGUUAAAAAGGAAAUUGCACAAGACAAGGAGGUGGAGGCCCCUACGAGUAAAAAGGCUGUGAUGACCAAAAUGGACAACCAGCGCGGCCACCAUACAAAGGAUGUUAAGAAACCUGUAAAGGUGGAUUCCAAACAGCAUAAGAUCGAGCCAAUCAGGACCCUGAAACGGCGAGCAGAACCUGUUCCUGAGAAAGAUUCCGAGGUUCCACAGCCGCCGCCAGCGAGUGCACCAAACAUUCCACCAGCCGCCGGGCCACCAUCAGCUCAAACACCCGUGUCAGAGCCAGGCACCGGAGACCAGUACACCAUGUUUAACCCAUACGUGUCAACAGGGAUGUACACGUCAUCGUUCAUGUCUCAGGAAGGCUCCCAGAACAUCCAGACACUACUGACAGGUGGUCCUCCACCCCCUGCUGCUGCCAACCAGUAUCCCCAAUAUCCUCAGCCUCCUCCAGCAGGCAACCCAGCCUAUCCUCCUGCAGGAUAUCAGCAAGGAGGGUAUGGUCAGCCUCCUCCAUCCUCCUAUCCUCAGCCCAACUAUCCACCUGUCAGCUCCGUCGCGUACAACGGAUCCUACCAGGUGCCUCCCAGUUAUUCAAGUCCUAUGCCUGCUUACCCUAAUGCUCCUCCACAAGGCCAGCCUCCUGGCUACCAGCCUCAGUCUUAUCCCCCCUAUCAGCAGUACCCUCCUCCCCCUAUGGUUCAGGGCCAGUUUGCCCCAGGCCAGGCCCCACCAGGUCCUAUGGGGGAUCCAAGACAACCCAUGCCGGCAGGUCAGAACUAUAAUGCUGGACCAAGAGUGCCAUGGACCCAGACAGCAUCUCAAACAUCUUCCACUGGUCUGGCUCAAGUUCGUAUAACAGGCACAUCAGGCAGGAGAUAGGGUUAUUCAUUGUAAAAAAAACAGAUCUUUCGAGCCAGAUGGAUUUUGCUGCUGUUCACCAGGUAGCAAUAAAAGUUUAAUUUGGUGAAUGUAUUUCAUAAUCAGUUUGCAAGAAAACUUGUCAAGUAUGGCAUGUUUAUUAUGUUUUUAAUUUGCAGCAUUCUGUGUGGCUUAACAAACUUGAAUGUGACAGGAUACAAAAUAAAGUUAAUACUUUUUAUUGCAAAACACUGCCAUUGUGUCAGAGUGUGUGAUAGAAACAAAACUUAAUGUAAACUGGUAUAAUUCCUAAAGAUUGAAAAACAGCUGUUGACAUGGUUUGUGAGGGUUAAAAAUUCAUCUGUAUUGUGUAUGUGACUUUUGUUUGUAAACUAUAAAUAGUUGUGAAGAUUCAAUGAUCUUCAAAACGGUGGUCACUUGCAUUAUUCAGAUUUGGGACAUACUCAUUCAGCAGAUUCUAGCACAAUUGUUUCACAAGAAAAUGGCAGGGAAAGGUUUUUCAGUCCGUUUACCAGGGCUGCACACAUCUUUCGAUCCGGGACCGUCAUUUCAUCCAUUCAUGCCUCGGAUUCCUCCUAAACUGAAAGUUGUCCAUACCCUUACUAACAUUACCAUAAACUGUACAAACAGUACUGUAUGGAUGUUCAUUACUUCAUUGAAAUUAAUGUAAUAAAUGCUGGAAAUGAA
Gigantopelta aegis is the source of this 2608-nucleotide messenger RNA. RefSeq names its product cyclin-K-like. Gene Ontology annotation, molecular function: cyclin-dependent protein serine/threonine kinase activator activity. Bases 197 to 1921 code for a protein of 574 amino acids. The record is from RefSeq and is a predicted model, not a curated record. The transcript has 10 exons. Gene Ontology annotation, cellular component: cyclin/CDK positive transcription elongation factor complex; nucleus. NCBI's taxonomy places the organism in Eukaryota, Metazoa, Mollusca, Gastropoda, Neomphalida, Peltospiridae. Gene Ontology annotation, biological process: positive regulation of DNA-templated transcription, elongation; regulation of transcription by RNA polymerase II.